AUGGCCAACCAAUACCGUUUAGGAAACCAACAUAGUGAAGAAACUAACCCACAUCGUGAUGCAGUAUAUCUAAGACUUUUUGGGACAAAUAUUAGCAUUAUCAAUGGAGGACCCAGAAUUGUAUUGUUCAUCCCGGUUAUUGGAGGACAAACUGGAGCUAGACCUACUGAACCUGUUGCAGGAUCUGAUUUUCAAAGAAGUGGAGUUGUUGCAGGAAACAGUAGUAAUGUGAAUUCCAUUUCAUCAUUCAGCGAUGGAAUUAACCCCACUGCUACUGGUACUAGAAAUGAUGAGUUGUUUCGUGCUAGUUCACGGUUAAAGAGAAGUAGAUCACAUGAUCCAUUAACUAGAGGUGAAACUUCUAAUCAAGGUUUACAAGUUGACCCUUCGCCGAGUAGUUCUGUACCACCACGGCAACCAAUAACGACUUUAAACCCUUCACCGAGUAAUUAUUACCAGCUAAACCCUCCUCCAGCUCCUCUUGGAUUCGGAUUUACUAUUGCUGCACAAACUGAUCAGUACAUUCAGACUAGUUCAGGAUCGCCAAGAUCAGAGAAUGUAACUAGCCAUGGUGGCAUUCACCACAAUUUCAUUUCAACUUCUCAUGAACUUAGGCCAGAGAGGAACAGGCUCAGGAUUGAGAACUUUUCGGUACUUGAUUACUGGGCCACUCAAAAUCGGUGGCUUCAUUCUCAAGAGCGCAUAGAUCGGAUGACUAAUUCAGAGGACUGGCUUUCAGAUGAAUGGCUGGACAAGGUAAUGAAGGCGGGGCUGAGAGAGGAGGAAAUCUCAGAGUCUAUCCAGAAAGAAACUUACCAGCCUAACAUUAAGGAAACAAGCACAAUGAAUCAAACUUGCACCAUAUGUCAGGAAGAUUAUAUUGAUGGGGAGCGUAUUGGAAGACUUGAUUGUAUUCACCGUCACAUAUAUCAUCUUGACUGCAUCAGCCAAUGGUUGGAGGUCAAGAAUGUUUGUCCAGUCUGUAAGGAGAUAGCUCUGAGGAUUUAUGAUGAAGAUGAAUAA
This is a messenger RNA of Medicago truncatula (barrel medic), 1023 nucleotides long. RefSeq names its product E3 ubiquitin-protein ligase RNF12. The transcript has 4 exons. The coding region runs from base 1 to 1023 and encodes 340 amino acids. Lineage: Eukaryota; Viridiplantae; Streptophyta; Magnoliopsida; Fabales; Fabaceae. Gene Ontology annotation, molecular function: ubiquitin protein ligase activity. The record is from RefSeq and is a predicted model, not a curated record.